This is a messenger RNA of Cornus florida, 552 nucleotides long. RefSeq lists its product as uncharacterized. NCBI's taxonomy places the organism in Eukaryota, Viridiplantae, Streptophyta, Magnoliopsida, Cornales, Cornaceae. Bases 1 to 552 code for a protein of 183 amino acids. The record is from RefSeq and is a predicted model, not a curated record. The transcript has 2 exons.
AUGAUCGGUAGCUGCAAUGGGCUCUUGUGCCUUCUCGAUGAUUUACACGGUUACCGGGAGGUACUUUAUCUAUGGAAUCCAUCCAUUCGGAAGGCAAUUGCCCUUCCGCCAUUACGGGUUAAGUUUCAAUCACACGGUCUUUUUAAGCAUAGCAUUGGGAUCGGCUUCGAUGCCCUGAAUGAUGACUACAAAGUUAUCAGGAUUAAUCUGAAUAAGUCUGCACAUUGGCUUGCUUAUGAUGGGAGAAGGAAAGAUUUCUACUGCUUGAUCGUGUCAUUCCACAUGGGUGAUCAGAGAUUUGGCGAGAUCAUGGUCCCUGUUAGCUUUUCUCGGCAAAAUGUUGUUGUGGCUAAGUUUCAAGAAUCACUCUCUCUGAUUCAAGAUCUUUGGAGCAAAUAUACUUGUUGCGUAUGGGUGAUGAAGGAGUAUGGAAUAUCAGAUUCUUGGACCAAAGUAUUCAAUAUUGAUAUGAGUGUAGGAUUCGGUAGCGUUGUUGGCUUCACAAGGCAAAGUUCUGUUACGAUUAUAUACUGGGUAUCUGGUAGCUUAUGA